AUGUCCACAGUGGCUUUCAUAAACAUCCACGUCCAGCAAAACGGCAAAGAACAGCUGAGGGGCCUCGGCAUCAAUAUCGAGACGAGUUUCCACCUAGUCAACGAGGACCACCUCAUCGCUCAUUCUCUCACGGGUCACAUUCAUACAACUACUAUGACUAUCCAGGACCUGCCUCCCCUGAACAAGAGGAGUGGCAUCACAGACCGCCGUAUGGAUACCCACCUUAUGAGCCUCACGGUCCUCCACCGAUGGCUGGAUAUGAUUAUGAUUCCCAUGGGCCUAUGCCACCCUACCACUAUAAUGAUGCCCCUCCCCCAGGUUAUCAUUCCCGCCGCCCUCCUCGGCGUCGAGAGAGCGAUUAUCCCGAAUAUCCCAUGGACGGACCACCACCUUCAUGGGAUGCACCACCACGUGGCAGCCAUUCAUGGCGAGGGAAAGGUCGUAAAGGCAGAGAUGGACAUACAUCCUCACACACCACUGACAGUGCACAGAAUUGUAUGUUUUAUUCCCCUCCUUUUCAUACACCACACCUAUCUAAUUACACUUUUACAAUAUGCAGCCUGGAGAUCGCCUCACGCAGUUGGCCGGCCACUUCCAUCAGUAUUCAGUGAUCUUGAUGAUAUCUGCAAACUGCCUCCACAUACUUCUUUACCCCCCGGAAUGUCAGUCUCAAAAUACUUCCUGAAUAAGGGAGCUGAUGAGUUCAACGAAAAUAUCCGAAACACAGAGGACUGGCCCUUUAUGAUGGGAGAUCCUAUCUUCUCUGAGUUCCCCUCGGACGGGGAGACGAUUCCUGUCAAAGACCUUAUCAACCGCCAGAAAGAUAUGAUGGCGGCUCAUAAAUAUGUUCCUCCCAAGCCUAUCGUCGAAGAGACAACUUAUGAUAGCGAGCAGGCUGAUGAACCGGAGAUACCUGAUGAUGCAAGUUAUGCCGGUUCCGAAGAACAAGGACAGGCCAAUGGAGCCGAAUCACCAGAAGAAAAUGGUAGUUAUACUGGCUCCGAACAAGGUCGGGACCAUGACCGUGAAUAUAAACGUCAUCAUAGCCAGGCAUGGAACACGGAGGACAAUACCAACACCCCAAUGUCCACCACGCCUGGAAACAACGAUAGUGAUGAACGUCCACAAACUCCACAAAGAUACUCCAAACCCCAAAGUUUCCAUGGGUCAUACCACAGAAAGCGCGCAAGAGAAGAGUCCUUGGAACUACCUGACGACGAAAUCCAGCGUCAAGUAGAUGAUGUUGCUCCAAGACUCGAGCGUCGUCAUCCACGUGUCGCGGAAGCUUAUAGGUACGACAUUAAUAUACCCUAA
Trichophyton benhamiae CBS 112371 is the source of this 1314-nucleotide messenger RNA. RefSeq lists its product as uncharacterized. Lineage: Eukaryota; Fungi; Ascomycota; Eurotiomycetes; Onygenales; Arthrodermataceae. The record is from RefSeq and is a predicted model, not a curated record. The coding region runs from base 1 to 1314 and encodes 437 amino acids. The transcript has 2 exons.